This is a messenger RNA of Bactrocera dorsalis (oriental fruit fly), 738 nucleotides long. RefSeq lists its product as uncharacterized. NCBI's taxonomy places the organism in Eukaryota, Metazoa, Arthropoda, Insecta, Diptera, Tephritidae. The record is from RefSeq and is a predicted model, not a curated record. The transcript is spliced from 2 exons. The coding region runs from base 88 to 510 and encodes 140 amino acids.
GCUAAGCGGAGACGGCCGCUUCUAUAUAAAAUAAAAGCGCGACACAGCUGUUUGGAGCAAAAUUCCGCUAACUUCUAAGGUGAAAAAAUGGUUUCGAAGCAAGCAAGCGUCUGCACAAUAUUCCUUGCGUUGCUGUGUUCGCAUGUCAGGUCACAGGGAGUCGACGAGGAUUUGGCAAAGAUUAAUAACGAUUUGGACGCAAUCCUCGGGAAGAAAAGCGGCAUCGCGUCCACACCGGAUGAAAUGGAAUACAAUGAAGAAAUAGAUAAAGUACAGACUGCCAGGAAUAGGAACAAUGGUGGUACUAAAGAUGAGAAGCAAAAAUCACUCAUUGCAAAAAUGGCAGCCAAAAGGCAAUUUGAGUAUUACGAAAACCACAGAAAUGAGUUAAAACAAACGAUUAAUAAACUCUUACCACUGGCUGAAAAGUUGAACGCCACUUCGAUUGCCAACAGCUUAAAGACCGCCCUGACCCAUAGAAAUAAUUAUAAAGAAUUCGCAAUAAUAUAAAUAUUAUUAAAAUUAAAUAAUUCGAAUGCCUUUUACUUGUAUAAAUUGAAUUUAUUUUCUAUGAGGUUUCAACCCCUCACUAGGGUGUAAACUUUUAUAAUUUUAAUUUAAGUCCCAGCAAACGAAAGUGGGUACCAAAAUCGAAUAUUCAAAGAUGAUACCUUAACUUGUAUAAAUACAUUGAUUCACAUACUUUUCAAUUAAAUAAAUACAUAACAGUAAUUUAAA